AAAGAAAAGGCAAAGAGCAGAAGAGAGAAACACUUAGUAUAAUAUAAUAGAUCCUGAAGAUCUACUUUGUUCUCGAUAGUUCCUGGAGAAACUAUCUUUUCUAUAUAUUUGUGUUUAGUGCUUAAUUUAGUUUCUGCAAUCUUAUAUAUUCCGCUGGUUUUAGAACACGUUAUCAGCACGAGUCUCUACCCUACUGCGAAAGACAAUGUCGAACUACACAACAUUGGAAUUUGCAGCCCUUGAUAUUUCAGGAAGAAAUUAUUUAUCAUGGAUUCUUGACAUUGAGAUUCACCUCGAUGCCAUGGAAAUAGGAGAAACGAUAAAAACUGGUAAUGACGCGUCCUUGAAGGAUCGCGCCAAAGCAAUGAUAUUUAUUUGCCACCACCUCCAUGAAGACCUGAAGUCUGAGUACCUUACGGUUAAGGACUCAUUAACCUUAUGGAAUAAUCUGAAAGAAAGGUACGGGCACCAAAAAGCAAUGAUACUGCCCAAACCUCGUUAUCACUGGUUAAAUUUAAGGGUGCAAGAUUAUAAAUCUGUUAGCGAGUAUAACUCCGCUCUGUUCAAGAUAGUUUCGAUCUUAAAAUUAUGUUGUGAAACUAUCAUUGAAAAAGAUAUGUUGGAAAAAACUUUUACCACUUUUCAUGCCAACAAUUUGCUCCUGCAGCAGCAAUACAGAGAGCGUGGGUUUGAGAAAUACUCAGAUUUAAUUUCAUGUCCCCUGGUUGCUGAACAGAAUAACGAGUUGUUAAUGAGGAAUCACGAGUCUCGUCCAGCUGGCUCUAUACCAUUCCCAGAAGCAAAUAGAGUCUCUUUUCCUAAUCAGGGACGAGGUCGUGAUCAUGGCCGUGGUCGUGGUCGUGGACGUGGGCAUGGGCGUGGUAGCCAUAACCACCAAGUCCAUGAAGGAUAUGUUCAGAAAUCAGGCAAGAAACGAGAUAUUCCCCAGAAGUGGAAUAAGUGGACUAGACCAGAAGUGUCUGCAGGAAAAGGGAAGAAUUUGGAAAAUAAGCCUUCCAAGAAUUCUGAGGACUUCUGCUACAGAUGUGGAGCGAAAGGACAUUGGUCACGUACCUGUCGUACACCGAGGCAUUUGGCAAACCUUUAUCAGGCAUCUAUCAAAGGAAAGGAAAAGGAGAUUGAAACAAAUUUCACCGAUCAAAUGAAUAAUAAUCAACCUGACCCUUUUGAACCUUUUGAUAUAACGUUUUUGAUAUCUCUGAGUAUAUUGGUAAACCAAGUGGAACGAAAAAUGAUCUCUAUGACGAAAACGACUACCCUGAAUGGUCCCAGCAGUUAGACUAAAUUAUCAUUUCCUACUUAUAUUGAAUGUAAUAAAUUUGAAGGUGUGUUUAUGUUUUUAAUCAUGUUGUAAGAAAUAUGUCAUGUUUGUCUUUGUAAUAAAAUGUCAAGGUGUGUUUCAGUUAUCUAUUUAUGAAAUCUUUUCUUGCAUAUAAUAGGGGCAUGGAUACUAACAAUGCGUUAUCAAAAACAAAGAUAACUGGUGAAGAUAUUUGUUUGGUAGACAGUGGUACAACACAUACUAUUCUUCGGGAUAACAAAUAUUUUAAACAAUUGACAAAGGUACAAGCAAAUGUCAAUACAAUAUCAGGUUCCGCAAACCUAAUUGAAGGCUUUGGAAGAGCAAAUAUUGUGUUAACAAAUGGAACAAAUUUACGUAUUGACAAUGCUCUGUAUUCUACCAGAUCCAGAAGAAAUCUUCUAAGUUUCAAAGAUAUACAUCGUAAUGGUUACCAUAUUGAAACCAUUAGCAAAGGUCAA
Rhododendron vialii is the source of this 1782-nucleotide messenger RNA. RefSeq lists its product as uncharacterized. The transcript is spliced from 2 exons. Gene Ontology annotation, molecular function: nucleic acid binding; zinc ion binding. Bases 206 to 1300 code for a protein of 364 amino acids. Lineage: Eukaryota; Viridiplantae; Streptophyta; Magnoliopsida; Ericales; Ericaceae. The record is from RefSeq and is a predicted model, not a curated record.